Malania oleifera is the source of this 1547-nucleotide messenger RNA. RefSeq names its product WD repeat-containing protein GTS1. The transcript is spliced from 8 exons. Gene Ontology annotation, molecular function: protein binding. Lineage: Eukaryota; Viridiplantae; Streptophyta; Magnoliopsida; Santalales; Ximeniaceae. Bases 157 to 1305 code for a protein of 382 amino acids. The record is from RefSeq and is a predicted model, not a curated record.
GCUGAUGUGUCCCAACGCAAUUGGGCAAUUUAAGUUACGGGAGGGAGCGUCACUUGAGACGAUCUUGCCCUAAAACCCUCGUCUCCUCCGGUAUGCCACCCUGAGGGGCCGGAGCCCCUCAACCCCUGUUCUCUGCGACGAGAGAGAGAGAGAGAGAUGGAAGCUACGGAGAUGGAUGUGGAGGAACAGUCUCAUAAUCCAAGUCCCAAUUCAAGCUCAUUCAAAAGAUUCGGACUCAAAACCUCUAUUCAGACUAAUUUUGGCGACGAUUACGUUUUUCAAAUCGCUCCCAAGGAUGAUUCGACGUUAAUGGCGGUUUCUUUGUCAACCAACUCAGUCAAAUUGUACUCGCCCACGACAGGACAGUACAUAGGAGAGUGCAAAGGUCACUCUGCAACUAUCAACCACAUCUCCUUCUCAUGUCCAUCAAACCCAGAUGUUUUGCACUCUUGCUCGACGGAUGGGACCAUCAGAGCCUGGGACACUCGUACAUUCAAGCAGGUGUUUGAUAUAAGGGUUGGGAAUUCUCAAGAGAUAUUCAGCUUUGCAUUUGGUGGGUCGGGCGAUAAUCUUCUUGCUGCUGGUUGUAAAUCUCAGAUACUUUUCUGGGAUUGGAGGAACAGGAAGCAGGUUGCUUGUUUGGAGGACUCGCAUGUUGAUGACGUGACUCAGGUCCUCUUCAUCCCUGAUCAUCAAAACAAGCUUGUUUCUACUUCAGUAGAUGGCUUGAUGUGUAUCUUUCGCACCGAUGGAGAUAUCAAUGACGAUGAUAAUCUGGAAUCAGUGAUUAAUGUGGGAACUUCAAUUGGAAAGGUGGGGUUCUUUGGAGAGUCUUAUCGAAAGCUCUGGUGUUUGACACACAUUGAAACCUUAAGCGUGUGGGACUGGAAGGAUACGAGAGUUGAAUCCAACUUCCAGGAUGCUCGUUCAUUAGCCUCUGAUAGCUGGACAUUAGAUCAUGUUGAUUAUUUUGUUGAUUGCUUCCGAGGAGAAGAUGAGCGUUUAUGGGUGAUUGGUGGCACAAAUGCUGGCACCGUGGGCUUCUUUCCCGUGACAUACAGAGGAAUGGGAGGAAUUGGAGCUGCAGAAGCUGUUCUUGAGGGUGGACACACAGGCCUCGUGAGGAGUGUGCUGCCAUUUUCAAAUGCAGCAGGCAUUUUUGGAUGGACUGGGGGCGAAGAUGGGCGUUUGUGUUGCUGGUUGUCUGAUGAAUCAUCUGAGAUAAACCAUUCCUGGACCUCAACUGCCUUGGUCAUGAAGUCGCCACACAUAUCUCGCAAGAAAAACAGGCAUCAUCCUUACUAGCUGGCUAGGUUGAUUGGUUGUCUUGUGCUUUUUUAUUUUAUUUGUUUAUUUUUCCUGUUUGAAGGCGUGGGUGUGGGGUUUCAAAGGAUGGAAAUUGAAUGUGUUUUUGUACCAUUAAUGUAAUUUCUCUCUAUUUUUAUAAAUUUAUGAAGCGCAAGAGAACAUAUUAUUGUAGGGAACGGUAUGAGAUUACAAAAACAGACUUAAUUGUUUGGAGGGGAAAAUAAAAAAGAAAUUUAUUC